This is a messenger RNA of Vombatus ursinus (common wombat), 1486 nucleotides long. RefSeq names its product small cell adhesion glycoprotein (gene SMAGP). The record is from RefSeq and is a predicted model, not a curated record. The transcript has 5 exons. Lineage: Eukaryota; Metazoa; Chordata; Mammalia; Diprotodontia; Vombatidae. The coding region runs from base 532 to 825 and encodes 97 amino acids.
AAAGCUUUUCAUCUGUUCCCUUUCAUUUGUAUUUCCCUGGUCUCCCUUUGUUCUCUGUUUCUGUGUCUUUGUCUCAAUUUCAGAUUCUGUCCCUGUCUGAGCCUCAGUUUCUCUAUCUAUAAAAUGAGGGGUCUGGAUUAGAUGAUCUCCAGGUCUCUCUUUUCCGGAUCUACUAGCAAACAUUCUAGGACUCUGGGUGUGUGUGUCGCUAUCGGUCUCUUUUUAAUUCCUGUGUAUCUCUGUAGUGUCUCUCUCAGUCUCCCUCCUACUCUGAGUGGUGUGACUGGCCCUUUAUCCCCAGCCAGUUAGACUGGAAAGGCACCACAGCCCGCAGUUUCUGAGGCUAGGGCACCAAGCGUGAACCUCUCCAUCCCUCCUGUCCAACCGCUCAACUUUCCUUCUCCAAGGUCUCCGGAACCGAGCCAGGAGACACCCCAGAGCGGCCAGGUCCUCUCCCCAUCUGGCUCCAUCUGGGCUCUCCUCCACCUCUCCAGGAGUGAAGACUCUUAUUGCACUUAUACCACUGCCACCAUGACGGGCCUCCCAACCUUCCCUCCCCCAAAAGCAGAAGAACUGAUGUCCACUCCACUCCUACCAGCCACUGAAACCCUGACUCCUACAGCUGUUGCCAACACUGCAGUCAUUGCAGUUGUUAUCACAGUGGUCUUCAUCACCCUGCUCUCAGUCCUGAUCGUCAUCAUCAUUUACCUGUACAAGAACAAAGGCAGCUAUAUCACCUAUGAGCCCCCAGAAGGAGAAGCCAGCGCAACUCUGCAAAUGGAGAAUGACUCAGUCCAAGAGAAGAAGGAGGAGUAUUUCAUCUGAUGACUCCAAGGUUCCCAAAGAACACCUCUGGCCUCUAAGUGCAAGACUGAGUGCUUAAUUUAUUAGGUGAAAGACGCAUCUGAAGCCAGAGAGAGGUGGUGACAAUGGGCAAGUCUAUGCUUUCUCCAGGUCAGGAUCCAGGGACACUCUCGACCUGAGUGCCAGCAACAGAGACCAAGGGGACAAAGGGAAGUAAAGAAAGCAGAUUUUGAUGCCGUUAGCUAGACUUCUUUCAUGGAUCUUAAUGUCAUAGGCCAAAUGGUCUUUAUAACUAGACAGGGUAGGACUAACCCACUGGGCAUAUGGGCAUUUACCCAGUAAGUUCCUGUACUCUUAUCUGGUGAGGCAAUAGUGAUGGGAGUUGCCUGAACCCAUUCCAUACUCUGCCUCCUAGCUGCAUCACGUAACUCAUGAAGAAUCAUAAUCACUGGUCCCAAAAAAUUACUUGGCAUCCUGAUAACUAGUGCAGCCGCUUGGGGAGGGGCAUGGUGACUGGUGGUGAUGGUGGUAAUAAUCAACACAUUAACUGACUUCACCUGCUAGUAUCUGGGCCAUACGCUUUCCUCAAACCCCCUGCUUCCCAGCCCACUCUCUUAUUCUCAAUCCAAUCUUGUAUUUGUAACGUUUUUUUAUCAGAAUUAAAACUUUUCAUUACAUGAGA